This is a messenger RNA of Colletotrichum karsti, 2025 nucleotides long. RefSeq lists its product as uncharacterized. The record is from RefSeq and is a predicted model, not a curated record. Lineage: Eukaryota; Fungi; Ascomycota; Sordariomycetes; Glomerellales; Glomerellaceae. The transcript has 5 exons. The coding region runs from base 1 to 2025 and encodes 674 amino acids. Gene Ontology annotation, molecular function: flavin adenine dinucleotide binding; oxidoreductase activity, acting on CH-OH group of donors.
AUGAAGUUUCUCGCCCCCGCUGCGGCGCUUUUUGCGGCUGUUAGUGCUGGGAGGUUUGAUCAGCCCCUUGGUCCUACUCUCAAUGCUACGGGCCCGGUUGCCAACUCCACCUACGACUAUGUAGUCGUCGGCUCCGGACCCGGAGGUGCCCCUCUGGCCGCUCGCCUGGCCAUGGCCGGCUUCAGCGUCCUGCUUAUGGAUGCCGGAGAGGACAGAGGCGAGGACCCGGCGGUCCAGGUCCCGGCUCUUCACGUCCUGGCCUCCCAGCAUGAGCCCAUUCAAUGGGACUUCUUCGUCAACCACUACGCCGACCCUGUGCAGGCCAAGAAGGACACCAAGUUCUCCUACAGGACUCCGUCUGGUGAGAUUUACACUGGUCUCACCCCACCUGCUGGCUCUGAGCCUUUGGGUGUUCUCUACCCUCGCGUUGGAGCCCUCGGUGGCUGCUCUCAGCACAAUGCCCUCGUCACCAUUCUGCCCCAGGACAGUGACUGGAACAACAUCGCCACUAUCACUGGUGACGACUCUUGGGAGUCCGACAAGAUGCGCGAGUACUACAAGAAGCUUGAGAAGUGCCACUACCUCCCCGGCGCUCUUGAUACCAGCGUUCACGGAUACGAUGGAUGGCUUGAGACCCAGACCACGCCCGCAAUCCUGAUCGUUCAGGACCAGAAGGUCUUGUCGCUCGUUCUCGCUGCUGCCACUACCAUGGGCAAGAACGUCCUUGGCAAGAUUCUUAACACCGUCACUGGUCUUCUCGAAAUUCUGGCUCUCGAUGUCAACAACAACGCCCCCAGCCGUGACAAGGGUGAGGACAUUUACCAGAUCCCCCUCGCCAUGAAGGAUCCCUCUUUCACUCGCUCCUCGCCCCGUGACUUUAUCUACGACAUUGCUACCGCCACCAACGACGAUGGAACCAAGAAGUACAAGCUGGAUCUGGCUCUCAACACGCUGGUCACCAAGGUCAACUUCGAUGAGUCCGGUGACAAGCCCAAGGCCACUGGUGUCGAGUAUCUCUACGGCAAGAGCCUUUACCGCGCCGACCCUCGCGCUACCAAGGAGGACGGUGGUAUUCCCGGACGCGUCUUCGCCAGCAAGGAGGUCAUUGUCUCCGCCGGUGCUUUCAACACUCCCCAGCUCCUCAAGCUCAGCGGUGUUGGCCCUGCUUCCGAGUUGGAAUCCUUCGACAUCCCUGUCGUCAAGGACCUCCCUGGUGUCGGUGGUAACAUGCAGGACCGCUACGAGGUUGGCAUUGUUGGCAAGGCGCCCACCGACUUCUCCCUGCUCAAGAAGUGCACUUUCCUGGACAUGGACGGCACCAACAACGGAGAGGACCCUUGCUACGACAACUGGCAGGAUGGCAUCGGCGGCCUGAAGGGCGGCUACACCACCAACGGCAUUGCCUUCGGUUACUUCAAGCACUCCUCCGUCGCCGAGAACGGCGAUCCUGACCUGUUCUUGGGUGGUGUCCCUGCCUACUUCAACGGCUACUACCCCAACUACGCCGAGCACGCCCUCGCCGAUCUCUCCGUCUGGACCUGGCUUACACUCAAGGCCCACAGCCGUAACAACGCCGGUGUCGUCAACCUUACCAGCAUCAACCCCCGCGACACCCCCAACAUCACCUUCCACAGCCUCUUCGAGGGUGUCGGUGGUCAGGAGGACCUCCAGGCCGUCUACGAGGGCAUGAAGUACGGCAUUGAGGCCUUCGAGAACUUGAUUCCCCUCGAUGGUGCCUUCGAGCGCAUUUGGCCUCCCCAGAACAUCUCUUCCGAGGAGGACCUCAAGAAGUUCGCUCAGGAUGAGGCAUGGGGCCACCACGCCAGCUGCACCGCUCCCAUCGGUGCCGAUGACGACCCGCACGCCGUCCUUGACUCCAACUUCAAGGUCCGCGGAAUCGAUGGCCUCAGAGUCGUGGAUGCUUCGAUCUUCCCCAAGAUUCCUGGCCACUACAUUGUUCUGUCCAUCUACAUGGCCAGUGAGAAGGCUGCGGAUGUUAUCAUCGCGGAGGCGAAGUCUGCCUAA